Molecule: messenger RNA, 988 nt
Organism: Meloidogyne enterolobii
Lineage: Eukaryota; Metazoa; Nematoda; Chromadorea; Rhabditida; Meloidogynidae
Source: the annotation of a GenBank genome assembly
AAUGUUAAUAAUUAAAAAUAUUUUUAUUUUCUCAUUUUAUUUGUAUAUUGUUUUGGCAGUUAAUCCGCCAUAUGGAAGGCUUUCAGUAAAAAAUGGGCAAUUAACUGGUGCUAAUGGACAGGCAGUUCAAUUAAGAGGAAUUUCUCUUUGGUUCAGUCAAUGGCUAACUCAAUGGUAUUCUCCUGAAGCUGUUAAAGCUAUUAAAUGUUUUUAUAAUGGAAAUGUUGUUCGAGCAGCAAUUGGAACUUGUUGUUCUGGUUAUUUAGAGAAUCCAAGUGCUGCAAUCAAAGCUGCUACUGCUGUUGCGGAUGCAGCUAUAGCUAAUGGAAUUUACUUUUUAAUUGACUUUCACGAUGUAGCUAACGAAAAAUGUACAAAUGAUGCCAAAUUUAAACAAUUUACAAACAGCGCUAUUCAAUUCUUUACAACAAUAUUAAAUAAAUAUAAAGGGUCUCCAAAUAUGCUUUUGGAGCUUUGGAAUGAACCAAUAUGCCCAUGGAGUAAAUUAAAGGACUAUUACAAUGCUGUACUUCCAGUAAUCCGAAAACUUGACCCGAAUGUUGUUGCAAUACUUGGCACACCAUAUCAAUCUACUGGUCCGUCAGCAGAAGUAAUUAACAACCCUGUUUCUGGAACAAAUUUAAUGUAUACUCUUCAUUAUUAUACGGUGGACAAUAAUCAUAUACAACAGCAAAAACAAAUGGUUUUAAAUGCAAGGGCCAAAGGUUUGGGAGUUUUUGUGACCGAAUAUGGCGAUGCCGGCCUUAAUCUUCCUGCUCCUCUAAAUCCUUCAGCAAUGAAAGAUUUCUGGAAAUUUAUGGAUCAAAACAAACUUUCCUAUGCCAAAUGGUCCUUAUCAAAUAAAGAUGAAGUAUACUCUUUAGUAAAGCCAAAUUGUACCCCAGCUCAAGCAAUGCAGGAAUCGUGUCUGAGUGAUUCUGGGAAAUUACUUCGAGAUUUUAUGAAAACACAAAACAAUGGUAAAUAG